Alternaria atra is the source of this 1539-nucleotide messenger RNA. RefSeq lists its product as uncharacterized. The record is from RefSeq and is a predicted model, not a curated record. Gene Ontology annotation, cellular component: plasma membrane. The coding region runs from base 1 to 1539 and encodes 512 amino acids. Lineage: Eukaryota; Fungi; Ascomycota; Dothideomycetes; Pleosporales; Pleosporaceae. Gene Ontology annotation, biological process: ammonium transmembrane transport. Gene Ontology annotation, molecular function: ammonium channel activity. The transcript is spliced from 5 exons.
AUGGAUCCAGUAACUUCGGGAUUGGACCCCACACUCCCUCUGGAGACGUUCGGUAAUACCACAGUGGCCACAGGAGGGGAUUCGAGGUUAUACAAUCUCAAUGUGUUCUACAACCCCGGCGAUAUCGCUUGGAUGAUUACAUCAACCGCCCUCGUGCUUCUCAUGAUACCGGGUGUAGGCUUCUUCUAUUCCGGAUUGGCGCGAAGGAAGUCGGCGUUAUCGCUACUAUGGCUCUCUGUUAUGGCGACUGCCGUCGUCUCUUUUCAAUGGUUCUUCUGGGGUUACUCUCUAGCCUUUUCGCACAAGGCUGGAAAGUAUAUUGGCGCCUUGGAUAACUUCGGUCUGAUGAAUGUGCUGGGUGCUCCUUCGGUGGGGAGCCCACGUAUUCCUGAUCUCAUGUUCUGCGUGUACCAGGGCAUGUUCGCUGCUAUCACUGUUGCGCUUGCCGUUGGAGCUGUCGCCGAGCGAGGACGUAUGCUGCCUUGCAUCAUCUACAUGUUUAUCUGGACAACCAUCAUCUACGACCCGAUUGCGUGCUGGACCUGGAACCCAUCUGGAUGGGUCUUCCAAAUGGGUGGGUUGGAUUUUGCUGGCGGAACUCCCGUUCAUAUCGCCUCCGGAUGUGCUGCCCUCGCCUAUUCGUACAUGCUUGGAAAGCGAAGUGGUCACGGCACCCAGGAGCUCAACUACCGUCCCCACAAUGUCACGCAUAUCGUUAUCGGUACCGUAUUUCUCUGGGUAGGAUGGUUCGGCUUCAACGCCGGUUCGGCACUAUCUGCCAACCUCCGUGCUGUUAUGGCUGCUGUAUGCACCAAUCUCGCAGCCUGUGUUGGUGGUAUCACCUGGUGCCUGGUUGACUACCGUCUGGAACGCAAGUGGUCCACCGUUGGCUUCUGCUCCGGUGUCAUUGCUGGUCUUGUUUGUAUUACUCCUGGUUCUGGAUACGUCGCUGCCUGGGCUGCAGUUAUUUUUGGUGUGUGCGGUGGUGUUGCUUGCAACUACGCUACGAAGCUCAAGUACUUCCUCCGCUGCGACGACGCCCUCGAUAUCUUCGCUGUUCACGGCGUUGGCGGCUUCAUCGGGAACAUCCUCACUGCAUUCUUCGCCACUGACUACAUUGCGCAUCUCGACGGCUACACCGUCAUUGAGGGAGGUUGGCUAAAUCACCACUGGGUACAAAUCGGUUACCAACUCGCCGACUCCUUCACCGGCGGCGCCUACUCCUUCCUCGGAACCUGCCUGAUCCUCGGAGCCCUCGACUUCAUUGGCAAAUUCGUUCCCGCCUUCAGGCUCCGUGCCACCGAAGAAGAAGAAGCUGCUGGUAUCGAUGAUGUCGAAAUCGGCGAGUUCGCCUACGACUAUGUUGAGCUCACCCGCGAAGUCAAGAUUCCAGACGACGACGACAUAAUCGACGAAGGCAUGUCAACGCACUCGCUCGAAGGUCACGGUGCAGGCAUGGCCAUGACGAGCCACCACGAGAAGAACCAAGACUCUAUUGAUUCGGCCAACCAACUCGCUGAGUGGGCACAUCGUGCAUAA